This is a messenger RNA of Ricinus communis (castor bean), 4256 nucleotides long. RefSeq lists its product as uncharacterized. The record is from RefSeq and is a predicted model, not a curated record. NCBI's taxonomy places the organism in Eukaryota, Viridiplantae, Streptophyta, Magnoliopsida, Malpighiales, Euphorbiaceae. The transcript has 15 exons. Bases 539 to 3988 code for a protein of 1149 amino acids. Gene Ontology annotation, molecular function: phosphatidylinositol binding.
GUCAGUUAUUUUGCCCAACAAAGCAAAACGCGUUGUAGUUUAGUAGAUGAAUCAAAAUACUGAGUCAGUACUUUGAUAGUAGAAUUUGAAUUCCUCAAGAAAGAAAAAAAAAGGAGAGAAGAAAAAGAAAAGCAAUUACGAAACAGCCAGAAAGAAAGUGACAGAGAAAACUGUUUCUUAUACAAAAGAAAGAAUGGAAAAUUAUGAACAAUAAGAAAUGUAGUUUCAUACGCCAGCACCAUUAACCUAACGGUCCUCCGCGUUGAAUUCUUCCGUUUUCAAUUCAAUUCAAUUCAGUUCAAUUCGCAUCUUUCUUUCUUUCUUUUCUUUUCUUUUCUUUUUUUUAUUCGAUUCUCUCCCUCUUCCUCUCUAUCUAACCUUCAAUUUCCCCUUCAGAUUUUUCCAUAAAUCACAUUCUUUGAUGGCUGUGAUUUUGUUUUGUGAUCGGAUGUGAUAAUGUUCAGAUUGAGAGUUAUGAUUUGUUGAUUUUUGUUUUGGAAGAAUCGAGGAUUUUUGUUUUAGGUCAGUGAAUGUGAAAAUGAGCUCGCAGAGACAGGUGACUGUACGCGACCUAGUUGAGGAAGCCAAGAAAAGGAUUGUCGUGUUGAUUAUUUGCGUCAUUGGAUUGUCGUAUCUCAUGUCAUUGACAAGCUCCUCAGUCUGGGUCAACUUGCCUGCUGCUGCCUCUUUAAUACUUCUCCUCCGGUAUUUCUCCCUAGAUUAUGAAAUGCGGAGGAAAGCAGCCACAUACAACAGCAAACCUUCCUCAGCAAAUCCGGUGUCUCAAAACAACAAUCCUGAACAUACUAGAGUUCGUGAAAAGUCUGACUGGAGGAAAAAAGUGAAUUCCCCUGUUGUCGAGGAUGCAAUUGAUCACUUCGCUAGACAUUUAAUUUCUGAAUGGGUAACAGAUCUAUGGUACUCUCGUUUGACACCUGAUAGAGAAGGUCCUGAGGAACUGAUACAAAUAGUGAAUGGUGUUUUUGGGGAAUUUUCAAGUCGCAUGAGAAAUAUCAAUCUUAUUGAUCUUUUAACAAGGGAUCUUAUUCAUCUUAUCUGCACCCACUUGGAGCUUUUUCGAUCUAGUCAAGCAAAGAUUGAAACACAUCCAUCUGCAUUGCUGUCAUUUGAACAGCGAGACAAGGAACUGCGACUGGUCUUGGCUGCUGAGAAUAGAUUGCAUCCUGCUUUAUUUUGUGCUGAAGCAGAGCACAAGGUUUUGCAGCAUGUGAUGGAUGGUCUCAUUUCUUUUACAUUCAAGCCAGAAGAUCUGCAGUGCUCUUUCUUCCGUUUUAUAGUGAGGGAACUUCUUGCUUGUGCAGUAAUGCGACCUGUCUUAAACUUAGCCAGUCCUAGGUUUAUAAAUGAAAGGAUUGAAAUUUUGGUCCUUUCUAAGGCUAAUAAAGGAGUUCCUGCAGCACAAGAGGCAUCACAAUCUAAAUCCAAUGGGUCUUCAAAGAUCUCAUCUGAUCAAUUUUCUAGAAUUUUAGAUCCUACUGCUGUUGGUGUUGAACUUGUGCAAUUAAAAACCAUUCAAUCAAAAAGAGGAUCUGUUUCGCCUGAAACAGAUAAUGUAAACGGAACCCAUGGCUCAAAAGAUCCAUUACUUUCCAUUGACACUCGAUCUUCCCGUUCAUGGAGCUCAUUGCCAUUGAACCCCCCAAGUACGGAUACAGGAGGGAUUCAAAGGUAUGCAUCGGGAGGAGAAUGGGGUGAUAUGUUGGACAUGCUUUCUCAGAGAAAGACUGCAGCCCUUGCCCCAGAAAAUUUUGAGAAUAUGUGGGCAAAAGGAAGAAACUACAGAAACAAAGAUUCCCAAAACCGGUCAACUGAGCAUUUCUCACAGAAUUUGUCUGGGAAUAAAAUUGUUACUGCAGAUCAAUCAAAGAUGGCAAAAGCCAAGGAAAAGCAUGCCCUAAACGCAUCUGAUGCCUCUCUUUCACAAAAUGGUCAAACUCUACACCCUGCCCAAGCUAAAGUACAGAACUCAUGCCAUCAAACAGAUCCAAACUUGUCCAAUCAUUCUUUACAGACUCCAUAUGACGAAGAUGAUGUGGAAGGUCUCAUGCAUGUGGAUGAGUCAGAAUCUGGCAGUGGUAGUCUUUAUACUUCUGAAGAGGAAGAUCCGAGCAGGGUCACAGGUCUUGAUGAUCCUGGAACUAAAGUUUGGGAUCGCAAAACAAAUAGAAAUCUGGCAGUUUCCCCCAUUCAUCAUCCGCUUGAAAAUCCUCAACGCCAUGGUACAAAGAAGACUGAAAGAGGGCAAGCGCAUUAUGAAAAGAUACCUAGGCCACAGUCUGGCAGGAAAAGGUCAAGAUCAAGCUCUCAAAAGGUGCCUGUUUGGCAAGAGAUUGAGAGGACUAGCUUCUUGUCUGGAGAUGGGCAGGAUAUACUUAGCUCCAAAGGGCAUGCUAAAGCUGAUGAUUCUAGCGAUGAUUCUGAGGUUGAAGGUCUGGGUAGGGUUUAUAGUGGAGCAACUGCAUGUUCAUCUGCACUCUCUGUUUCACUUCCCGAAAAUGAUAGUUCCACUCUGAACUCUGUGAAAAGCUCAUUGAUGGCAGAUUCAUUUUUUAAGUUGAGAUGUGAGGUACUGGGUGCAAAUAUUGUGAAGAGUGCCUCUAGAAUGUUUGCUGUUUAUUCAAUUUCUGUUACGGAUGUAAAUAAUAAUAGUUGGUCAAUUAAAAGAAGGUUUCGACAUUUUGAGGAGUUGCACCGGCGUCUCAAAGAGUAUUCAGAGUAUAAUCUUCAUUUGCCACCCAAGCAUUUUCUAUCAACAGGUUUAGACAUGCCUAUCAUUCAAGAACGGUGUAAAUUACUUGACAGAUAUCUAAAGAAGCUCCUGCAACUUCCUACAAUUUCAGGAUCUAUUGAAGUUUGGGACUUUCUUAGUGUUGAUUCUCAGACAUAUAUCUUCUCAAAUUCCUUUUCUAUCAUUGAAACAUUGUCAGUUGACCUUGAUGACAAGCCACCUGAAAGGAGCACAAAGGGUUCAAAUUUUGUUGGACCUGUCAAUUCCUUAUCCACUAAUAGGGAACAGUUAGGCACAGAAUGCAAGGAAUCUGCUUCGCAGACAAAACAUAAUUUUGUUGCAGAUGGGGUAAAAAUGAGUCCAAAACAUAUAUCUUGUUCUCCAGUUAAAAAGCUUGGUAAAGAGUCUGGAAAGCCAUUUGAGGAUUCAGUCAGCAAUUCAGAUGCUAAGAAGAAUGCAUCAUCUGUGAGAAAUUUAGGGAAGACUGUAAAAGGAAGACAAAUUGAUGGGUCAGAAUCAAAACCAGAGUCAAUUCGUGAUGCUUCCCCUGAUCCUACUCUUCCUACUGAGUGGGUGCCACCAAAUUUAGCUGCCCCUAUAUUAGAUUUGGUAGAUGUCAUUUUCCAGCUCCAAGAUGGUGGAUGGAUCAGGAGGCAAGCUUUUUGGGUGGCCAAACAGAUUCUACAACUAGGAAUGGGUGAUGCCUUAGAUGAUUGGUUGAUAGAGAAAAUUCAGCUUCUGCGCACAGGAUCAGUGGUGGCUUCAGGGAUCAAGCGGGUUGAGCAGAUUCUUUGGCCUGAUGGGAUAUUUAUUACCAAACAUCCAAAGAGACGACAACCAUCCACCACCAACACGCCCUAUAGCUCGCCUCAUGGCCAGCAACCCCCGAAUAUAUCUUCACCUAAACUGAGUUCACCACUUGUCCGGCAACCUUCAGAAAUAUCUUCACCUAGAUUGAGUGAUGAGCAGCUACAACAGGAAGCUGAUCGCCGUGCUAAAUUUGUAUAUGAGCUGAUGAUAAAUAAUGCACCAUCUACAAUAGUAGGUCUUGUUGGUCGAAAGGAGUACGAGCAAUGUGCGAAAGAUCUCUAUUUCUUUCUGCAGUCAUCCGUUUGUUUGAAGCAACUUGCUUUUGACCUGCUCGAGCUACUGCUUUUGUCUGCAUUUCCAGAACUAGAUUAUGUCUUCAGGCAGUUGCAUGAAGAAAAACAUAGAUUUGGUGAAUUAAAGACAACCUAGUAAUUGGAGUAUAAGUUCAAAUAUAUAGGAAUAGAACAAAUCAUCACCCGGCAUUUUUUCUCAGGUAUACUAAAAGGUUUCUUUUGAGUGUUUCUUUUCUUUUUCUUCUUUCUCUUUGGACACUGGAACAAUCGAUCGGUUGAUUGUGUCAGAACAUAACUUGAUAACACAGGUUUUGCUUCUGAUUUGGAAUUUUGACGACAUUGUAUGUAAAUCCUGAGUUUGGUGAAAAAAGGUUUAAUGAAAAGCCCCUUUUACCUUCUCCUAA